AUGAGCGAUACAAAGCUACCUGCCCUGGAGAGUUUCCUCCAAAACUUCCCCACCAUCAAAUACAUCUCGCCCGUCUCUCCUGAGUACCCGACAGCCCGCAAAGUAUUCAAAAGCGACCGUCCAGAUAACCCGCUGGCCAUCGUCCAGCCACAAUCACCUUCUGACCUCUGCGCACUCAUCAAAUAUGCCAAGUCUCAGUCCUUACAGUUCACCAUACGUUGCGGAGGUCAUAAUCUGGAAGGUCGUGUACUUGUUGAGGGCGCUCUCUUGAUCGACAUCCGCGCGCUUAAUGCUGUCACCAUCGCACCGGAUCGUCAGACCGCAACGGUUCAAGGUGGAAUUUUACAGGAAGAGCUUGGUAACAAACUCUGGGCGGAAGGGCUCGCGACACCCAUCGGCUCUAUCCCAUCGGUGGGGUAUGUUGGCUGGGCCACCUAUGGUGGCUAUGGGCCCUUCUCCGGUCACUGGGGGCUUGGAGUCGAUCAGAUUCUGGGGGCCACCAUAAUCAAUCAUGAUGGUGAGAUCCUCAAGGCCGAAGAGUCUAUCUUAAGGGGUAUCCGUGGUGCCGGUGGUCUCUUCGGGGUGAUUUUAGAUCUUACCAUCAAGGUCUAUCCUAUGACAAGCCUGCUGGCCGGUCCCAUCAUUUUUGACUCAACCGAUAUUAUUAAAUCUGUAGUGAAUUUCAACAAAGCCUAUAGCGAGCUUCAAAGGUCGGAAGAGCUGCCCCCACAACUCACGAUUCAACAAAUUGCCUUCAAUUCUCCUCAUGGUCGCACCCAUGGGGUGAUUUUUGUAUGGAGUGGCUCCGACAUUGAAGAGGGUCAGCGAUGGAGUGAUAAGAUUGCCAGUAUACACCCUGUUGUUGCAAACGCCGUGGCGGUUACUACUAUCCCCAAAUGGUUUGCUGGCACCGCCGCCCUCGUGCCGCCGACUGGAUCGGGGGCUGCGUACUCUGUAAACGCCUUCGAGAUAUCUCCUGCCAUUGCUGAAUCCAUUGGCCGCAGUCUUGACCAAAUGCCUUCUGACCCCGGCACCAUGCUUUCCAUUCACCAAUUACGUGGACAGUCGACUACGGCAGGCUCUGGGGGUCUACCCUCUGUGUUCGAAACACGGACGCCACAUUACAUGCUGGAGUUGAUAGGGUUCUCCACGGUUGAUGCGACUGCAGACACAUCACGUGCUUGGGCUAGACGAACAGAACAAGAAGUAAAGCAGGCAGAUCCACGAUCUGUUCUUUCCACAGUCUAUGUGUCUUUGUUCAAUACUACUGGGCUCUCAUCCGCCGAGGUGCUGGAAAAGACUUACGGUUCAACCACUCAAACUCUGAAAGACUUGAAAGCCACGUUCGACCCGGAGAAUGUGUUUAGUCUGGCAGUCCCGUCUCUUCAUUAG
Penicillium salamii is the source of this 1392-nucleotide messenger RNA. NCBI's taxonomy places the organism in Eukaryota, Fungi, Ascomycota, Eurotiomycetes, Eurotiales, Aspergillaceae. The record is from the annotation of a GenBank genome assembly.